Messenger RNA from Capsella rubella, 1519 nucleotides. RefSeq names its product polyadenylate-binding protein-interacting protein 12. The coding region runs from base 124 to 1149 and encodes 341 amino acids. NCBI's taxonomy places the organism in Eukaryota, Viridiplantae, Streptophyta, Magnoliopsida, Brassicales, Brassicaceae. The record is from RefSeq and is a predicted model, not a curated record. The transcript is spliced from 9 exons. Gene Ontology annotation, molecular function: RNA binding.
CUCUUCUUAUAGCUACUGUUCCCUUUUUCAUUUUCUUCUUCUUCAUCAAAUCUCUUUACUUUUGAUCGUUUCUCAAAAAAAAAUCCGAUUUUUAUAUCUGGGUUCUGUUUGAUUUCUUUGAUCAUGGCGGUGGUUGAGAGCGUCGGGGCUAAUACUACGGUGGUUGAAGCUGGUGGUUUGAUCUCGCCGUCGCCGCCGUCUUCCGUCACCAGUCAAGAAUCAGGAGUCUCUUCUAAAAACAACGAUCACGGUGGAAAUGGAAUCAACGGUGGCGAGAUCGGAGUUCACGUGGCGAGAUCCGAUAAAGGAGAGAGCUUUAAACGUGAUAUGAGAGAGCUUCAUGAGCUCUUAUCUAAGCUUAACCCCAUGGCUGAAGAGUUUGUUCCUCCUUCUCUUACUAAACCUGUUGUUAAUGGUUUUAACGGUGGCUACUUCGCCGUUAACAAUGGUUUUGGUGUUGCCGGAAACGGAAACUUCCCCGUUAACGAAGACGGUGGCUUUCGAAGGAAGAAGUCGUUCGGACAACAAGGGAAGAGGAGAAUGAAUCCUAGGACAAGUUUGGCUCAGCGUGAAGAGAUCAUUAGAAGAACUGUCUAUGUUUCUGAUAUUGACCAACAGGUCACUGAGGAGCAACUUGCUGGUUUGUUUAUCGGCUUUGGACAGGUAGUUGACUGUCGUAUUUGUGGUGACCCUAACUCAGUACUUCGGUUUGCUUUCAUUGAGUUCACUGAUGAAGUGGGUGCAAGGGCUGCGCUGAACUUGUCUGGGACUAUGUUGGGUUUCUAUCCUGUGAAGGUUAUGCCUUCCAAAACAGCUAUAGCACCGGUUAAUCCAACAUUCUUGCCGAGGAGUGAAGAUGAACGUGAGAUGUGUGCGAGAACUAUCUACUGCACUAACAUCGACAAGAAGCUCACUCAGGCGGACAUCAAACUCUUUUUUGAGUCUAUGUGUGGAGAAGUGUACCGUCUGAGGCUGCUGGGAGAUUAUCAACAUCCAACUCGCAUCGGUUUCGUGGAGUUUGUCAUGGCGGACAGUGCAAUAGCGGCUCUCAACUGCAGCGGCGUCCUUCUUGGUUCCUUACCAAUAAGGGUGAGUCCAUCGAAGACACCUGUUCGUUCCCGUGCUAUCCCGCGACAUCCAAUGCAUUAACCCGUUUUAGCUACAAGGUUUAUAUAAUAUUUCUGCUCCUCACAGACAUGUAAAGAAUGUUCAAGUCUGAGAAACUUCUUCUGGUCUUUUGUUUUCUCUUUUCCCCCUUAUGUAAUGCUCUGGGAAGCUUGAUGUUGCUUCUGUUGCGUUUUGCUUUUGGGAUCGUUCGGGUAAAUCUCUUAGGGAGAGUUUGUUUUUUUUUUCUUUCUUCGAUUUGGGUUCCUACGUUUAGAAGUUUACACAGAGAGAGCAAGAAGAGUAAAAACACUGAGGCUUCUGAAGAUUUGUCUCUGUUUUUAAUGGGAGCUUUUAGUUAUUUAUAUUUACUUUUUACCCCCUGAAGUUAUUAGAAACUUGCUUUUGUGCUUAA